AUGAACGGUGUGGCAGUUAUGCCGCAGCAGCAGCAGCAGGGCAUGGCGCAGCAGGGCACGGCGCAGCAAGGCAUGGGGCAGCAAGGCAUGGCGCAGGCACAGGGCAUGGGUCAGGCACAGGGCAUGGGUCCGCCGCACAUGGUGGCUCAGCUGCAGGCUAUAGUGCAGGGACAAAGCACAGGGCAGCAAGGAAUGCCCCACCCUCAAAUGCAUCACGGAAUGAUGCAACAGGGUAUGGCGCAACAGGGGAUGGCGCAACAGGGGAUGGCGCAACAGGGGAUGGCGCAACAGGGGAUGGCGCAACAGGGGAUGGCGCAACAGGGGAUGGCGCAACAGGGGAUGGCGCAACAAGGCAUGGCGCAACAAGGCGUGGCGCAACAAGGCAUGGCGCAACAAGGCAUGGCGCAACAAGGCAUGGCGCAACAAGGCAUGGUGCAACAAGGCAUGCCGCAACAAGGCAUGGUGCAGCAAGGAAUGGCACAACAGGGGUUUGCGCAACAAGGCAUGGCGCAACAAGGGUUGACGCAGCAGGGGAUGGUGCAACAAGGGCUGGCGCAACAGGGUUUUGCACAACAAGGCAUGGCGCAACAGCAAGGCAUGGCACAACAGCAAGGCAUGGCACAACAGGGGAUGAUGCAGCAAGGCAUGGCACAACAGGGGAUGAUGCAGCAAGGCAUGGCGCAACAAGGGAUGGCGCAACAAGGGAUGGUGCAACAAGGCAUACCGCAACAAGGGAUGACGCAACAAGGCAUGCCGCAACAAGGCAUGGCGCAACAGCAAGGCUUAGCACAACAGGGGAUGAUGCAACAAGGCAUAGCGCAACAAGGGAUGGCGCAACAAGGGAUGGCGCAACAAGGCAUGCCCCAACAAGGGAUGACGCAACAAGGAAUGGCGCAGCAGCAAACUCCACAGCAGCCGAUGUUUGGCUUCCAAGGGGGCCCAUCCGCAUUCAUGCCACACAACGGACAAGCAUACCAGCAACAGAUGCAGCAGGUGCAGCCGAUGCAGCAGGUGCCCUCUUUCCAGCAAGGCCAUCAGAUGCAACAAGGCCCGGUACCGAUGCAACAAGGCCCGGUACCGAUGCAACAAGGCCCGGUACCGAUGCAGCAAGGCCCGGUGCCAAUGCAACAAGGCGCGGUGCCAAUGCAACAAGGCUCGGUACCCAUGCAAGGACAAGUACCGAUGCAGCAAGGCUCGGUACCGAUGCAACAAGGCCCGGUGCCCAUGCAGCCGUCACCUGGAGCGCCCAUGCAACCAGGCCUGCCAAUGCCCCCGCACCAGCCGUUUCCUGCCGCUCCCACCAUGCCUAUGACUGUGCAAGUGGUUUCAGCUUCCCUCCCUGCCCCCAUGCAGCAGCAACAGCAACAGCAACAGCAGCAGCAGUAG
This is a messenger RNA of Closterium sp. Yama58-4, 1386 nucleotides long. The record is from the annotation of a GenBank genome assembly. NCBI's taxonomy places the organism in Eukaryota, Viridiplantae, Streptophyta, Zygnematophyceae, Desmidiales, Closteriaceae.